GCAAUAAUUUAAGAAUUUAAACAUGCACUAACCUACAAAAAUCGACAUAUUCUCUCGUUCCAUGAAACUUGUUUCACUUGGGUCAAGGAUAGACCCCAAGCUGACCAUCUUCUUCCUCCCAUUGAUCAUCUCCUCCCUAUAUAAUUCCUAAACCCAAAAACUUGUUGUCAAGUUGAGAACAAAAGCGAUCCCCAUUACCACAUCAAUCCUUGAUCUUCCAUAGGCCCGCCAUGUUUAUUCAAACCGAACCCCAUCUCAGCGCCGGUGGCGACGACGACGACCUCGACUAUGCCGAGCUCGAGAAGCAGAUCAUCCUGUUAAUGGCGGAUGACGGCGAGGAUGAAGGUGUCGCCGUUGAGACCAAACCCAAUUCCUACAGACAAUUAGGCUUCCCGAGCAAUAUAAGAUACGAUACUGCUUCUAAUUUGGGCCAAUGGGAGAACGAUGGUUCCGGUUCGGUCCCGGCUUGGCUUUUGAAUUUGUGGAACAGUGGCAGCGUUGGUGGGACUGGUGUGUUCAUUCCUCAGUUAGUUCAGAAGAGAAGAAGACACAACUUCGGAAGGACGAACAACCGCAGGAAAACAAUGUACAAGCAAGUGGAGAAGAAGAUGCACAAGUGAUAGUUUAGAACAUCAUUUUUGUCAAAUAAUACAAUGUCAGUAUACAAUAUGAUUUUUUUUGUAAAUCUUUAUUUCCAAGCAACAGUGUGCAUAAUAAUAAUAAUCAAUUACGCCCUUUUGAAUUAGAUUAAAUCGGUGAGGUUGGUGGCCUCAGCUUAGGCUUGUCUUCUCCACCAGGCUCAUGUUAACCCAACUCGAUUUGCAAUUCUAACUAUGUCGUCAGCUAGAACUUGAAUGAUUCAGAUAAGAUAUGGUACAUUCAACAUGAAUACUUGGAAAGAGCGCAGAAACUUGACCAGGUUUUCAAACAAAAGUGAUAAUGGUUAAUGCAUAUCGGAGCUUAAGAGAUUUUUCAAUUGUAUAUAUAUAGGGCCAAAGAUAGUGACAUGAUGCAUGUAAUGGCGAUACCCGCUAGGAACAUGAUUGAGCCGAGUUGAGUGGACAGAGAUCAACCAAAUACUCGAUACUUAUUUCCCCUUCAUCUUCAAAGUUCAAGUCGACUGCAUAAACCACGUCGCCUUUUAUAAGUCAUUUCAACUAACUCUGCUAUCAGCUCAAAUUUGCAAAGCACAAUAACAACUAGAUAAACUUGAUUAAACCCAUGAGAUGCUCAAAUUUGGUAUUUUUCACAUUUGAAUGGAUCUAACACUCAAGCUACUUGAAAGAAAAUAAGUAAUUUAGCAGAGUUCAAGUAAAAAGUUGAGUUGGAAUAUCUCACGAGUAGCUCGACUCACUUGCAUUUCUAUUCCCAACUGUUGCCCGCUGAGGGAAGCACAUUGGACCAGACAAGCCUAAGUGAAUUCUUUCGUGUCCAGUCUUCUCUAAUUUGACACCAGAUAUUUGAUGUGAUAACACUAACCAUCCCAGGAUUUCAUGAGAAUACUCAGAUGUGC
Messenger RNA from Syzygium oleosum, 1513 nucleotides. RefSeq lists its product as uncharacterized. NCBI's taxonomy places the organism in Eukaryota, Viridiplantae, Streptophyta, Magnoliopsida, Myrtales, Myrtaceae. The record is from RefSeq and is a predicted model, not a curated record. Bases 231 to 620 code for a protein of 129 amino acids. The transcript is spliced from 2 exons.